UUUCUCUCUCUCUCAAAAUAAAUAAACAUUAAAAAAAAUUUUUUUAAGUUUGUUGAAUUAAUUAACAAUGGCAUGAAUAAAUGAAGGUCAUUAGUGACUUGCCCAGGAUCGAUAUAGCAAGACAGACCAUGGCCAGGUAUUCUAAAUUUUAGUCCAUGUUACUAGCCUUCUCACAAAGACCUUGUCCUCAAUUGUUCUGAAUUACUGCAACCAAAGCAACUUCACAACUCAUGUCCAAUUUCUCGACCCUACCAUUUUCUAAGGAUGGAAUUUAUGCAGCAAGGAGAUGCGAUAUGUAUAGCAGUUUUUUUUCCAAGAAAUACAUGCUAUCUUUUUGCUCUAUUUCGAAGGGUUUUUUUUUUUAUGAUAAACCAUGCCGCUAUUUAAAACUUGUAAAGCUUUUUGAGAUUCUCAGAAGAAAUAUAAGGCAUAGAUCACAAAGAACAGUUUUAUCUCUUGCAAUAGGAUUUCCUGUUCAAAAAAUGAUGUUAAUUUGAAAAGCUGAUACCUCCAAAAGAGCAUUCUAUUAGGUGGGUAAUCAUCAUCAUAUUGCCAGCUGCUGUGUAUACCCUUCUCUUAAGAAUGAAAAAGUAAAAAUCCACUUUGUUGUGUACAAGUGCCUUGCGUGUUUUAUAAAAUCCACAUAAAAUGGUCAGUGGUUGGAGGAGAGGCUCCUGUAUUUAUAAGACAAAUAAGUUCACUGUCACCCCUGAAGAAACUUGAAGAUAUGAUUCUCAGGGGUGUUUGGUGCCUUGGAUGAAAAUGGAAUCAUUAUUUUUCAACUUCCCCUGCUCACGUCAUUGACUCCCACCUGCAGCCGGUCCAUUGGUUAUAAGUAGCCAUAAAUGGCCUUGCAGAUUGUAAGCAGGGUAGCCAACCAGGACCAGCAAAGCCAAACUCCUGCUUCGUUCCACCAUGCCCAAAGCACUCCUGCUGCUGUGUGUUGUCCUGGUGCUACUUGGGCUUGUGCCUGGAGCCACAGUGAGAAACGGAGAGAAAUGGAAGCCGCUCAACAAUCCCCGGAACAGAGAGCUGUUUUUCAGAACCCUUCAGGCAUAUCUUAAGGGAAGAGGUCUUGAUCUUGGGAGAUUUCCGAACACUUUCUCCAUGAAUGAGAAUCCCAGACCCCUCUCUUUCCAAUCAGAACUUCUUGCUUCUGCAUUUGCAGAUUAUGAGGAGCAGAAAAACUCCUUUCCUAAUUACAUCAAAGGCUGAAUGUUUCCUCUGAACACAGGUGUCUGGCUAUUUUAAAACUACAGAUCAAGCUUCUCAUCAGAAAAAUUCAAUCAUGGUCAUGGCUAAACCUUUUCCCCCUCCACUUUUGUCAAUUUAUAAUGGUUUUAUUCUACAUUUCCAGAUUUACAUAUAAAUGGGUCGAGCUUUGGGACAUAUGUGACUUAUGUGCAUAUUUUUGGAGUCUUUUUUCCAUUCUAUAAACCAUAAACAUCAAUGUAGAGCACUGGACAUAUUUCUAAGAGUUACAAAAAUACUGUAGAGUCCAAAGAGAUGAUGAUCUUUCAAAUUACCUUUCCUUUAAGCUUGUCUUUCAAGCUUGUGUGCUUAUUACCUUUUAUCAAUAAAUAUUAAAAAAAAUUUUUUUUAAUGUUUAUUUAUUUUUGAAGGAGAGAGAUACAGAGUAUGAGCGAGGGAGGGGAGGAGAGAGAGAGAGACACAGAAUAAUGAUACAGGAAAAGCAGCUAUUCCAAAUGAAAAUAUGAGAGUCAGAAUAUUUCAGCCUAAGUUGGUGGAGAGAGGAGAAUGUCAGUUGGUUGUAAAAAAAGGGACCGGGGCGCCUGGGUGGCGCAGUCGGUUAAGC
Felis catus (domestic cat) is the source of this 1816-nucleotide messenger RNA. RefSeq names its product chromosome C1 C2orf66 homolog (gene CC1H2orf66). NCBI's taxonomy places the organism in Eukaryota, Metazoa, Chordata, Mammalia, Carnivora, Felidae. The record is from RefSeq and is a predicted model, not a curated record. The transcript has 4 exons. The coding region runs from base 916 to 1215 and encodes 99 amino acids.